AUAUAUAUAUAUCUGUUGGGUUAGGUUAGGUCCAUUAGCGAAAGGAACAGAAAGCAGGAACUUCCUUUCAAAAAAUUAAUAAAUUCUAUUAUUAUAUGUGUAAUAUUAAUAGAAUUUCUCGAAAAGUAGCAAGGAAAUAAUAAAUAUAUUGAAAAUGACUGUUGACGGUGCAAUUAGCAAUGAACAAGUGAUUUUUGUCACGGGAGGUUAUGAUCACACUAUCAAAAUAUGGCAGCCACAUACAGGCGUCUGUCAACGAACAUGUCAACAUACAGAUUCUCAAGUCAAUGCUUUGGACAUCACACCAGACAAGUAUGUUGUAGCUGCUGCUGGAUAUCAACAUAUACGAAUGUAUGAUCUAGCUUCAAAUAAUCCCAAUCCAGUCAUCAAUUAUGAAGGAGUAUCGAAAAAUAUCACCAGCUUGGGUUUUCAGGAGGAAGGAAAAUGGAUGUACACAGGUGGAGAAGACUGCUCUGCAAGAGUAUGGGAUUUAAGAUCUAGCAGCUUUCAAUGUCAAAGAAUAUUUCAAGUAUCUGCACCUGUAAAUUGUGUAUGUUUGCAUCCUAAUCAAGCUGAACUGAUAGUCGGCGACCAAAGUGGAGUUAUACACUUGUGGGAUCUUCGUUCGGAUCACAAUGAACAACUGAUUCCUGAGGCUGAAUCCUCGAUUCAAGAUAUCGCAAUAGAUCAAGAUGGUUCGUACAUGGCGGCCGUAAAUAAUAAAGGACAUUGUUACAUCUGGACACUUACAGGAGGUAUUGGAGAGGAACCUACAAGACUUAAUCCUCGUCAUAAACUCCUAGCUCAUAAACGUUACGCUCUUCGCUGCAAGUUCAGUCCCGAUUCAACCUUGUUGGUGACGACGUCAGCAGAUCAAACCGCCCGAGUAUGGAGAACGACUGACUUUUCUGAAGUACAAGUACUUCAGCAUGAAGCAAAGCGUUGGGUUUGGGAUGCAGCAUUUAGUGCAGAUUCCCAAUAUAUAUUUACUGCUUCUUCAGAUGGAGUCGCGAGAUUAUGGAACGCACUUACAGGAACAAUAGAACGAGAAUAUCAAGGACAUCAAAAGGCCGUUAUAGCUCUUGCUUUCCGUGAUGAAAUUGUUUCUGCGAAUUAAGAAUAGAAAAUGAAUAUUUAAAUAAUAUUUUUCCUUUUGCUUUCAAUCAAAAGCAAUUUCUAAUUUCAGAUAUAUUGUGUCAUUGUUAUAUGUGCAAAUGUCUCAAAUAGUAAUAUUUGUUUUCCAAUACUA
Molecule: messenger RNA, 1249 nt
Organism: Cataglyphis hispanica
Lineage: Eukaryota; Metazoa; Arthropoda; Insecta; Hymenoptera; Formicidae
Gene: Lst8
Product: target of rapamycin complex subunit lst8
Exons: 8
Coding region: 155-1117 (320 amino acids)
Biological process (GO): TOR signaling; regulation of actin cytoskeleton organization
Cellular component (GO): TORC1 complex; TORC2 complex
Molecular function (GO): protein binding
Source: RefSeq, a predicted model, not a curated record